This is a messenger RNA of Exaiptasia diaphana, 1884 nucleotides long. RefSeq lists its product as uncharacterized. Gene Ontology annotation, molecular function: ubiquitin-protein transferase activity. The transcript has 4 exons. Lineage: Eukaryota; Metazoa; Cnidaria; Anthozoa; Actiniaria; Aiptasiidae. The record is from RefSeq and is a predicted model, not a curated record. Bases 1 to 1884 code for a protein of 627 amino acids.
AUGGUGGCCGGUCCAGAGCUAGAAGAGUCACCUCUUGGUCGGCCGUUGUCAUGGCGAAGUGGCGUUCCAAUAUGGCCGCCCAUAACCAAUGGUAAAUUUCAAAAAGAUAUAAAGAAAAGCGAAGUUAAAGAGGUCGAGAUCAAAGUGGGAUUAGCAUAUUCUUCAAGUGAAGGCGUAAUCAAGUCCCGAAGAGGCAAGACACAAAUCGUCCGAAUCAAAUCUUCUGCUACUAGAGAUGACAUUCUUAAAAAGGCCUUCGAAAAACACGCCGAUUUUGACCAAACAUUUGAUGAUUCUGUACCCUACAAGCUACUAUAUCCUGAUUUCAGCGAAGUUGAAUACGUGCCUGGUACCAAGGAUAAUUUCACGUUAGCUGCAUAUAAAGAUGCUGCUGGAAAAGAAUUUAAACGUCUAACGCUGUAUAUGAUCCCAAUCCAUGAWUUCUAUGAUGAUGACAAUGAGAAUGAUCGUAGUGAAUUAGACGAUGAUGCCGAUGAGAAAGAUCGUAGUGAAAAUAAGAUGCAAGGCAAGUCUCAUAAAGCUAUUCCUACUAUAUCAUUAACAGCUGAUUCUUCUGAUAGUGACAAUGAACUUUAUAAAUCAGCAUUAGCAAUCGAUAAACCAUCAGUGCCAAGCACCAGUAAUAAGCUGUAUGAAUACUACAUAGAUGUGUGGGAUGAUGAUGGCGAAGAUGUAGAUUUGUUGGCUGCUAUCAAUGCAAGCCUCCAAGAUACCUACAACCAUAGACCAGUGGCAAGUACAUGUACUAGUGCAUCGAUCAAUGCCCAUGAAGUCAUUCAAAGCUUCAUUUCAGACAACUAUAAAACUGAAGGGGACCUUGUCCAUGUUAUCAUAUUGCGCAAAAAAAUCAUGCAGUCGACUUUAGCUGCAAUCGAAAGAAAAAGUUUUAGCCUUUGCAAUCCCCUUGCCAUCAGUUUUAGUGGAGAAGAUGCAGUAGAUGUUGGUGGGCCAACACGUGAAUUCUUUCGACUUCUUAUGAGUAGUCUUAAAGAAACUGGCAUCUUUGAAGGUAGCUGGUUCUCACAUGACCUGAGAAUGUUGAGUAACGACAAGUACUACCAAGCUGGAAAACUGGUUGCUUGGAGUGUCCUCCAUGGUGGAAGUGGACCAAAGUGUUUGGCAAAAGAGGCAUACUGUAUCCUUCAAGACAUCCCUGUGGAGAGUAAAGUGGCAAUUAAGAAGAUAACCGACACAAAGUUGAGAGAGGCCAUAACUGACCUUGACAGCUGCUCUGAAGAUGAAUUCCAGUCAAAUGUCAGUAAACACGCAGAUACUGUAGCAGCACAUGGCUAUUCAAAUGUCUACACUUGCAAAUAUAACCAGAGAGAUGAGAUGAUUAACUGUUUAUUAAAACAAGUUUUUGUUUUUGGAGUUUUUGCUGAAAUCAGUCAGUUUAAAAGAGGCAUGAAUGAAAUUGGAUCAUUAGGAGACAUUGUCAUGUCCAAUCCAACAGUCUUUGAUGAAAUCCUAAGUGAUAAAGAAGAUGAUAUAACCCUUSUUGCCUUCAAAAAGUUGUACAAAGUAUCCUAUUCUGAUGUUGGGUCAAACCAAAGGCAAGGAGAGGAACAAGCAAUGUACAGUUUUGAACUGUUCCUACAGGAUCUAGCAGAAGGUGAAAUCCCAGAGCUAAAGCUAUCAGAUCUCCUAAUUUUUCUAACAGGAGCAGAGAGAAUUCCUCCCCUUGGAUUUCCUGGUUCGCUUGUAUUGGAGUUCUAUGACAACAUUGAUGGAGAAAAGCGAUUGCCAUGGGCUUCCACGUGCUCCCUUACCCUCCAUCUUCCAAGGCAAAACAAUUCACCAGAAGAGUUGAAAUGUCUUCUUUGUCAGAGUCUUCAAGAUUGCCAAGGUUUUGGAAAGUGUUAG